AAUUCUGCUAUUGCGCCAUUGCGAAGGAGCCUCUCUCUCUCCUCCAGGGUUUCCUCUCCUUCUCAUCUUCCUGGAGCGCAAUAGCAUUUUGAGGGAGUACCAACAUGAGUAAGCUCCAGAGCGAUGCAGUGAGAGAGGCAAUAUCCGCAAUCCUCACGUACUGUAAGGAGACUAAGCCUCGCAAAUUCACUGAGACUAUCGAACUCCAGAUAGGGCUUAAGAACUACGAUCCACAGAAGGACAAACGUUUCAGUGGAUCAGUCAAAUUGCCUCAUAUUCCCCGGCCAAAGAUGAAGAUUUGUAUGCUUGGAGAUGCCCAGCAUGUCGAAGAGGCUGUGAAGAUUGGAUUGGAGUACAUGGAUGUGGAAGCCCUUAAGAAGUUGAACAAAAACAAGAAACUUGUUAAGAAGCUGGCCAAGAAAUACCACGCUUUUCUUGCAUCUGAAUCCGUUAUCAAGCAGAUUCCCCGUCUUCUAGGUCCCGGUCUCAACAAAGCAGGUAAGUUCCCUACCCUUGUGAGCCACCAAGAGACAUUGGAGUCGAAAGUCAAUGAGACAAAGGCAACUGUGAAGUUCCAACUCAAGAAGGUCCUUUGCAUGGGAGUCGCUGUGGGAAACCUCGCAAUGGAGGAGAAGCAGAUAUUCCAGAAUGUUCAGAUGAGCGUUAACUUCCUCGUUUCGCUCUUGAAGAAGAACUGGCAAAACGUGAGGUGCUUGUACUUGAAGAGCACAAUGGGUCCAACAAAUCGUAUCUUUUGAGAUUCUUGGAGCUUUUGUGAAAUUCUUGCCACAGGUAAUAGAAUACAUAUCAGACUCCUUUUUCUUUGUCAUUCGUUUUGGACGCAAGAGUAAGAACAUGGAUUUUUUUUUUUGGUUAAGACGUCCAUUUUGUAUUAUGAGAAACCUGUCUUAAUCCAUUUAAUUAUCUGUUUUUGUUGAAAGAA
Tarenaya hassleriana is the source of this 943-nucleotide messenger RNA. RefSeq names its product 60S ribosomal protein L10a-3. The record is from RefSeq and is a predicted model, not a curated record. Gene Ontology annotation, cellular component: large ribosomal subunit. The coding region runs from base 105 to 758 and encodes 217 amino acids. The transcript is spliced from 6 exons. Gene Ontology annotation, molecular function: RNA binding; structural constituent of ribosome. NCBI's taxonomy places the organism in Eukaryota, Viridiplantae, Streptophyta, Magnoliopsida, Brassicales, Cleomaceae. Gene Ontology annotation, biological process: translation.